AACUUUAUUUUUUUUUAUCAAAUUUCAAAGAUCAGGUGUUUCAAAUCAGGCUUAGGUUUAAAAAAUAAUGGAGUUGGGGAUGAAGCUCUCAAGUUGAAUUUAGCACAUCAUUUCUUUCUCUACUCUGCUUUGUACAUACAUACAUAUCCUCUCUAUCAAUCUUGCUGAAUAGUUCAUAACAAGCAGUGGUUUCUUCUGUCCCUCGUCUUUCAAGGUGUUGCUAAAACCUGCAGGUCUCUUUUUUAUCAUCUGUUGCCUCUGUACUGCUAGCACUUGUUCAUUCGCUGUUUGGUUGCUAUGAGCCUGUAUGACCCACCUAUUUUACUUUUUGGAUGAAGAGUUAUCGUGAUAGGACUGAUACUUGUACGUAUCCUGAUAGAAGUUUUAUCGAGUCCCCCAAAGAUCAUCCGGGUUCGAAUAAUUUAGAACCCGGAACAAGCGAAAAUAAGCAUACCAAUACUUCUUCGUGGUCAGGAUUGCUGGUGUCUGCUUUCUCGAACUUUGAGAAGUAUAGUGCACCGAAACUUUUUACGAAGAGAGAAUCGAGUACUAAAAGGCAUGGUUGGACUGCAACAGUGAAAAGGGUAAUGGUUGGCGCGACAAUGAGAAGAUUUCAUGAACGCGUGUUAGGAUUAAACAAAAAUGGCAUUUCUAUCUCAAAUAGUGACAUUUGGCUUCUAGGAGUGUGUUACAGUCUCUCUAAUGAAGAUUCAUCUGCAGAUCCAAUUCAGAGCCAUGGAUUUGCUGCAUUUGUUGAAGACUUCGAAUCAAGGAUGUUAAUGACUUACCGUAAAGGGUUUGCUGCUAUUGGAGAAUCAAAAUAUACUAGUGAUGUAAACUGGGGUUGUAUGCUUCGAAGCAGUCAAAUGCUUGUAGCUCAGGCACUGGUUUUCCAUAGAUUGGGCAGAAAUUGGAGAAAAUCACUAGAGAAGCCACUGGAUAAAGACUAUAUUGAGAUCUUACACUACUUUGGUGAUUCUGAGGAAUCAGUGUUCUCUAUACACAACCUCAUUCAAGCUGGAAAACUCCUUUCUCCUGGAUGUUGGGUAGGCCCAUAUGCCAUGUGCCGCACAUGGGAAACUCUAGCACGCUGUAAAAUGGAUGAUACUGAACUUGAGAAUCAGUCAUUGCCAAUGGCUAUGUAUGUUGUUUCUGGUGAUGGAGAUGGUGAACGAGGGGGAGCUCCUGUUGUUUGCAUUGAAGAUGCAUCUAGACAUUGUCGUGAAUUUUCAGGAGGUCAAGUAGAUUGGAGUCCUAUUCUUUUGUUAGUUCCAUUGGUUUUAGGACUGGACAAAAUUAAUCCAAGGUACAUCCCGUUGUUAGCUGCAACAUUCACCUUCCCUCAAAGCCUUGGGAUCUUGGGUGGUAGACCUGGUGUGUCAACAUACAUUGUUGGUGUGCAAGAUGAAAAUGCCUUUUACCUUGACCCACAUGAAGUUAAACAGGUAGUUGAUAUCAAGCGAGAUAAUUUGGAAGCUGAUACUUCAUCUUACCAUUGCAAUGCCAUUCGACAAAUUUCUCUUGAAUUGAUUGAUCCAUCCUUGGCAAUUGGAUUUUACUGCAGAGGCAAAGAUGAUUUUGAUGAUUUCUGUUCCCGGGCCUCCGGUUUAGCAGCUCAGUCGAAUGGGGCACCAUUGUUCACUGUUGCUCAGUCUUGCAAUUCAAUGAAACCAGCACGUCACUGUGAGACAUCAUGUGACAGUGCCGAAGUUCAUGAUGAUGAUUCCUUUUCUGCAGUGCCUACAGCUGAUGCUGACAAUGGUGCACAAGAAGAUGAAUGGCAAAUCCUUUGAUGAAAUUGUUUUCUGGUUUUUCUAUGAACUCUACAUCUUUAGGAUUGUGACCUUGCACAUAAUAACUUAUCUGUUUUUACAUUUGUUUGUCCUCAAUAUGGCCUAAAAACCUCGUUCCUACACGACACUCAUAGUCCAAGACCAGUUAUAAAUUUCCCUGAUGCUGUGGUUGUGCUUCUAUUCAAUUAUAAUUGUAGCUUCAGUUAAUAGAAUCUAGAAAGUAUAUUUGUGUCGAAAUUUGAAGUCUGUUUUCUUUCCUCUUGUUUUGUUGCUUCGGAGGUUCACUUUUUUAGUUAGAACAAUCAUUGCAAAUGUAAACUACUGCAAUAUUACGAACCUUUUGUCCA
This is a messenger RNA of Daucus carota subsp. sativus, 2140 nucleotides long. Its product is annotated as cysteine protease ATG4. The record is from RefSeq and is a predicted model, not a curated record. Gene Ontology annotation, molecular function: protein-phosphatidylethanolamide deconjugating activity. Lineage: Eukaryota; Viridiplantae; Streptophyta; Magnoliopsida; Apiales; Apiaceae. The transcript has 9 exons. The coding region runs from base 333 to 1793 and encodes 486 amino acids.